Mizuhopecten yessoensis (Yesso scallop) is the source of this 2929-nucleotide messenger RNA. Its product is annotated as solute carrier organic anion transporter family member 2A1-like. Gene Ontology annotation, biological process: sodium-independent organic anion transport; transmembrane transport. Gene Ontology annotation, cellular component: membrane. The transcript has 10 exons. Bases 105 to 2198 code for a protein of 697 amino acids. Lineage: Eukaryota; Metazoa; Mollusca; Bivalvia; Pectinida; Pectinidae. Gene Ontology annotation, molecular function: protein binding. The record is from RefSeq and is a predicted model, not a curated record.
GAUAUCAACUGUAUGAUAUACCUUAUAAAAUAUGAAAUGUGUAUUCGUACUUCAUAAUCAGAAGAAGUCAAGCACAAGUGUUCUAUAACACCCGUUGUCAUAAUAUGGACGUCACGAACAAGAAAUCAUCGCCUGGUGUGGAUGUUUUCGACAAAGCUAACCUGGUCCUAAUGGAGGAAGACGGUGAUAAUCCAGAUGCUCGGAAAUGUGGACUUGGACCCUGUCGACCAGACUCUCUACAGAAAUUUGCCAAUAUUCAAUCGUUUAUUGGCAUUUAUAGUGUUGUUGGUGUUAUGACGUCAUUGAUGACGUCAUAUUUGGGUUCACAAAUUCCUAGUAUAGAGAGGCAGUACGGAUUGAAGAGUAGCUACAGUGGGGUGAUUAUGAGUUUUAAUGACAUUGGUUACUUCGUUUUCAUUCUUUUCAUUAGCUCGUUAGCGAAGUACGUACAUAUUCCACUCAUCUUGUCUGCAGCUUUUGUUCUUUAUGGUAUCUCUGGGAUUCUUUGUAGUGUCCCCCAUUUUAUCAGCCUCGCAAGUAACAGCAUUCAGUUCGUGACCUCUGGUCCACUUAAUUUUGACAACAACGGCAGUAAACCCGCCAUGUCUUCUUCGCAAAACAUUCCAUUGUGUGACCCGUUUUUUAACGGGUCUGAUAUCACAUCUGGCGCAUGCAUGGCUGAAAAUGAUGGUCAAGCGUCCGGAAUAGAAAUGGUUAAUGACGGGAUCAGACAGACGUUUCUUGCGUUUUUCGGGAUUGGUAUGAUGUUACAGGGUGUCGGUAAAUCUUUGAGGGGUCCAUUUGUCACUGUCUACGUAGACGACAACGGUAAACGAAGCCGGACAGGUUUCUACAUGGGUGUCAUCGUGGCAUUAGCGAUCUGUGGUCCUGUACUGGGAUAUAUAUUUGGAGGGAUGCUGAGUCGAGUCUACGUCACAUUAGAAGAUGUUGAUAUGUCACCACGCGACCCGCGAUGGGUCGGGGCGUGGUGGAUGGGUUUCCUAGUAUUUGGUGCUUGUAGCAUUAUCUUUUCCCUCCCGCUCGUCCUGUUUCCCAGGAACCUGAAAAAACAGCCGGCGCUUAAAAUUGAAGGCAAGGCACGAUCAGAAAUGAGUCGAAAGGAAAAAAUAAAAGAGGGAGCCUUGUCGUAUUGGCGAAUAGUGAAAAACCCAGUCUACAUGGCACAGAUGGUCAGCACAACGCUUGAUAUGGGUGGCAGGGCUGGGUAUUACGCAUUCCUCUCCAAGUAUAUACACACGCAGUUCAGCAUCCCUCUCUGGCAGGCCAACAUCACUCUCGCUUUCGCCAACAUAUCGUCCGUUGCUCUCGGAUCCUUCUUUGGCGGUUUAAUUUCCCGACGGGUCAAACUCACGCCUUGUAAGACGCUUGGAAUACUUGUUGCGUUUCACGCUGUUAACAUGAUUCUCUUUGCUGGUGGAUUGCUGCUUGGGUGUGAUCAACCAGAAAUAAUUGGGCCGAAUAGUAAAUAUUCCGAUAAACUUCCAUCUGUUAAUUACUCGACAAUAUGCUCAUCUAACUGUGGCUGCAAAGAAGACGAUUUCUUUCCAAUUUGUGGGUCAAAUGGAGUCAAUUUCCAUUCUCCGUGUUACGCCGGGUGUGAAUCCCCAUUAGGAAAAGGUGGGAAUUUUGUAAACUGUACAUGCAUACCGGACGGAAGAGCCUCCGCGGGACUGUGUGAGGCGGACUGUGGAAUGUUGUAUCCUUUCGCCGUUUUAAGUUUUGCUGCUGGAUUCAUAUUGGCUCUUUCCAUUUCACCGAGUAUCAUAGCAAAAAUAAGAUGUGUCGAGGACCGCGACAAAUCGACCUCCAUUGGACUGUCUUCUUUCUUUUCGUCGUUGUUGGGGUUUUUACCAAGUCCAAUUAUUUUUGGGAAAGUAGUGGAUUCCACCUGUUUGAUCUGGCAAAAAAGUUGUCAGUCGGAGGGCGCAUGCUUACUCUACGAUAAUGUCGACUUCCGGUUGAAAAUCCACCUGAUUCCUCUUAUUUAUAUGUUUGCGGGAAUGUGUUGUUUGUCUUUCGCAUUUUAUAAAGUUCGUUCGUUGAAAAAAUGGUCAAGUGAAGAAACCGAGGAAUAUGAAGCUGUUCUAUAUUUGGCAGAGAAUGAGAAAGCGGAUAAAAAUGAUUCAAAUUCUACAGGAACAGAGAAAACUCCCAAUGCACAGGACAUGAAAAUCUAAAAGUAUUUGUGUAAUAAUACAACUUGCUAAAACCAAAUACUAUACUUUGUUGCAUAGCUUCAGAAUGCCUGGAACUGUUCGUAACAUAUCUACUAUAUAUAUUAUUCAGCACAAAGUUCCGCGGAGUAUUGUUUGGAUGCGUCUUUGCCAAACAUUAUAAAUUCAAUAAAUAAAAUAUAUUAUUUAAUCCAGUAUUAAGUAUAUAUUAUAUAUUAUAUAUCAACGUUUAAAUGACAUACAGUAUAUUCUAUCAACCUUAAUUAAGUUUCUCGAGGCUAAUAUUUCGCAAUGAAAACUCCAACAAGGGAGGUGUUUUUGCUAUUUUGAGUCAAGACUUCAAUCAGUCGUUUGACGCAUAAUCGCAAAAAUCGUCGUUGCAAAAAUUGAAUGAUGACAAGAAAAUAGAUCUAUUUACAAGGUUACUUAAAUUGUGUUUUUAAAUAAAAAAAUCUCUCAAAUUUUCGGCAAUGUUUAUAUUAAAGUGUGCUGAUCUACUUCAUCGACAACACCUGCCAUGUCUGUUUCAGUAAAAUCGAAGCAUUGUCACAUCCAUUCUUGAUAAGGAAUAGGGAUAAACGAAAUACGAAUAAUAACAAAACAAUAUUCACAUCGCAUAAGGAAGCAGAACAUUUCCGAAUGAAGUCAUGAUGGCGAUCGUCACAACCGCCUAUAGGGUUCAUCAACUUACGGCUAUCGACACAAUGUUUUCCAUUUUUGUAAGUAAGUUUGAU